AUUUCACAUACGACACUCACAAAACUCCUACCUCUCUGAGCUUCUUUCGAAUCCCAAAAUGGAUUCCGAAGCAGUGAUCGAGUUUUUAGGCGACGUGCCUGUGCUUCAGAGAUUUCCGAGCUCUUCUAUUCGGAAAAUUGCUCAAUUUGUUGUGGUUAAACGUUAUAAUUCUGGGGAAUAUAUUUUCCGAGAAGAGAAAACUGGGGAUGGAAUUUACAUUAUUUGUGAGGGCGAGGUGGAAGUCUCCAGUGCAUUUCGUGCAGAUAACCAUGAGUGUCAAGUUCUCCAGUGGAGAAAAUUUGAUUACUUCACCCAAAAUGAAUCUGUUGCGGAGGAAGAUAUAAUUGCAUUGACUAAGGUGACCCUGUUAAUGCUACCCCACAAAUUUAGUCCCCUGAUGCAGCCAAAAUCAAUUUGGAGUGCAGAUAUGAAUCUUGAGACACUCGCACCUGUGGAGCACAUAUUGUCCUUGGAUCCACUGGAUAUGAACACAUUCAGAGGAACCACCUUGCAAGGAGCUCCAAAAUCUUCUAACGUGUACGGAGGGCAGUUUAUGGGACAGGCAUUGGCUGCGGCAUCCAAAACAGUUCAUUUUCUUAAGAUUUUACAUAGCUUUCAUGCUCACUUCCUUCUUGCUGGGGACAUAAAUAUUCCAAUUAUAUAUCAAGUUGACCGGCUACAUGAUGUGCCUAAUCUUGCUACAAGAAGGGUGAAUGCAGUACAAAAAGAACGCCUUGUCUUCUUUUUGAUUGCUUCCUUUCAUAGGGGAGAAGAAGGGUAUGAUCACCAAGAACCAACAAUGCCUUCCAUGCCUGACCCGGAAAAGCUCUUGCCAGAGCAUGGAUUAGAGGAGGGUGUUAAGAGUCUUCCUAAUCUUCAGAGAAUCGAAGUUUCCACCCCAACUUCUGUCCCGUGGCCCACAGAAAUCAGGCCUGUGGAUCCUGUAAAGCAUACUCGCCAAACUGCACGCUCUCCGAGUGACGUUUACUGGUUGAGAGCAAAAGGUAAACUUCCUGAUGACCAGGCUUUGCACAGGUGUGUAGGGGCAUACUUCUCAGAUCUGCUAUUCAUUCAAAUCAGUCUUAAUCCACACCGUAGAAAGGGCUUGUCUCCAUCCUCUAUUAGUCUGGACCAUUCGAUGUGGUUUCAUAGGGAUUUUAGAGCUGAUGAUUGGUUGUUAUAUGUGAUUGAUAGUCCUACCGCGUAUAACGCACGAGGCUUUUCCCGUGGUCAAAUGUUCAACAGAAAGGGAGAGCUUGUUUUGUCGGCGAUGCAGGUGGGUGUCGUAAGGAAGACACGGUUUGUUUCUACUAUUACGUCAAGAAUAUAACUUUAACUCAUUUACGAUUAAAGACAUUGUUGUAUGAUUCUUUUUCUCAAUCAGAAAUCAUCAUUGAAAUCAUAA
This is a messenger RNA of Cynara cardunculus var. scolymus (artichoke), 1405 nucleotides long. Its product is annotated as acyl-CoA thioesterase 2-like. The coding region runs from base 59 to 1330 and encodes 423 amino acids. Gene Ontology annotation, molecular function: fatty acyl-CoA hydrolase activity. The transcript has 17 exons. Gene Ontology annotation, biological process: fatty acid catabolic process; acyl-CoA metabolic process. NCBI's taxonomy places the organism in Eukaryota, Viridiplantae, Streptophyta, Magnoliopsida, Asterales, Asteraceae. The record is from RefSeq and is a predicted model, not a curated record.